AGCCCAUUUCAACUAGGCCUGCCAAGCGCUCUUCACAAUUGUUCCCUAUUUCACCUCUCCCACUGCAAAAUGUGGAUACCAGGAUGAAGCAACCUGUGGUGCACAUCGGCGUGGCGAUAGCCGGUGUGCACGGAGUGCUCGUGCAGCAGGGCCUGCAAAACCAGAACUCCCACACGAUAACCCUGCACCAGCACGCCUUUCAACAGCAGCAGCAACAGCAGGGAACUACAAGAGCAGCGAGUCGAGACCAGCAUGGUCGUCAGUUCCAGUUCCCCGGUGGCAGCACCCCCGCGGGCAAUGUUGCGACGACCUACGGGGCGUACGCCGGCGGGGCAACCAUGCCCGUGGGCGGCCCGCAGCCGCCCAUCACCCCGCCCGACAUCUACCCGCAGUUGACCGCCGGGCUCCCGGCCGGAUCGGUGCCGCAGCCGCCACCGAGUCGGCCGGAGCAGCAGGUCCUGGCGCAGAAGGGGACGGAGGAUUUGGUGGCGACGCUGUCGCAGCCGAAGAUGGAUGACACCGGCAAUUUGAUGUACUUUGCCGCCGUAAACUCGGCGGGGCCCUUGAGUAAUCCCGACAACGUGAAAAAAGCGGCGGAGGCAAACGAGAAGCUGCUCGCGCGGUCAUUGGGGACCAGCGGGGGAAACGGAACGGCCGACAUCGGAGGGUUCACUUCGGUAUGUAGAAUUCUAGAAUUUCUGUGGUUUCUUUACAACUGUGACGCACGACGUUUAUUUGACCUGCACACGUCGCAUCAACAUGAGAAGCUGAAGCAUUUACUGCAUCAAAAGAUAAAGAUCACGACGAUUUGUCCUGAGUAAUUACAGGCUAUCAAGAAAGCAACCGCGGGCGUAAUGGCGCAGUAUCAGAAGAUGGUGGCGCAAAAGGCCUCGACGGACAAGGCCCUGGCGGAUAUGACCAAAUCCCUGAAGGAAAUGGUGGACUGCGAGGAAAAAACGGUGGAGGACGCGACCGCGUUGAACCCCGCCGCAGCGCAAACCUUCCCGACCCCGCAGCAGCAAACACCGCCACCGCCCCUGCCGAGUGGGAUGACGCCACUGGACGCGGGUACUAUACGGAUUUGAGAUACAUGUAUGACAUGACAUGUAGUUCUCUGACGUCUGCGCAACACGUCUAGUAUCCGUCUGAAGUUUUACUUUGAGUUUGGUCACUCACUUCUAACCUGCACAAGAACCUUUACAAAAAUACAAACCGGCAGCUUCCGCCAAAGCCGCGGCCGCAACGGGGGGAGCUACUGCACCGUCGACCGGCAACGCCGCACUGGUGCAGCACAGACGCGACGAGGCUGCGUCGCCUGGGAUUGAGCUGAGUUUGUCGGAGACAGGCAGGAGAAUGACUGACGGACAAAUGAGCAUGAGAAAGAAGAAGAAGAAGAACGACAGUCACGAGAACAAUUUGCAGAAAAACUACAAAAAGAAUCCUUUCGGCGUCGCGCCCUCGCUAGAUGCGGAGGAACAGGACUGGUCCGGGCCGGACGAAGAUAGUACAACUACUGAAUCCGACUACUCCGAAGAUUUUCUCGAGCACCAACGAGACCAAAAUGCGGCAGAAGAAGGACAAGGAGCAGACGCUGAGUCAGAAGCCAGCACCGAAGGAGCGGCAAGUGAGUCCACAGUGGCUGACCAAACUACGUCAACAGAAUCGUCCUCGCAGCAAACAGCGUCGUCCUGCGAAUACGAAGAAGCGGAAGUCGGGUACUGCCGCGAGCAGGAACUCGGAUUCGACGAGAACCAAUUUUCGUUGUCCCAACAAUCCGCCUCAUCUCAACAAAAACAUAAAAGCAAAAAGACUGCACAGGAGGAGUUUCAGCAGGCCAUGGUGAGCCCUGACUUCGCCCGGUGCAGCUACAGCGAUACCGUGCAGGACUGCAAAAAGCUCUGCGACAAGACCACCGGGUGUAAAGCCCUCGAUCAUUCCGCCGAAUCUGCAGUCUGCUGCCUGUACAAAACGGGCUUGGUGCGGGGAAACCGGUCGCUGGACAAGCAAGUGAGCUGCACCAGGAAAAUCAACGGGAACUGCAAGAUCGACGAGAAAAAAGCUGCUGUAGCAAGCGAAAAGAAGCAGGAAAGUAGAAAAGGUGUGAAAAAGACAAAAGCAGCAAAUGCGGGGAAAGGGAGAAAAAAGAAGGAUGACUUGAAAUUGAACGCCAAGAAGCAAAAAGAACAGGCAGCGAAGAAAAAGAAAAAACCUCACCCGGUAUUAUGGAAUCGCUAUGGAAUGCGAAAAUGAUAGCGAAAGGAAUUUUCGUAACGCUGCUGCUCUGCAAUUGCAAGUGCAUGACAGAGCAUUUCUGUCAUGCAGUAGAGGCAGAAUUGGAAUUCCGAAGAGCAGAAAUUCCGCGCAAUUUUUCUUUGAUGCUACCUGGGAAGACACCCUUCUUGGUCGAGAGUAUCCGGUAGUUUGAGAUGGAAAUUUUGUACGUUGAUAGUACUGAAGUUGGAUUCCCAAGCUCGUGACGCAACACCGCAAACGCAUGGCAUGCAUUCGUAGUUACCGCCAUUUGUCAUGAUCCUUCAGAACAAUAUGAAAGAGUCAAAUGCACAUACAUCUUGAUCAGGUCGUCCGCCCCACGCUGAAUGUCCUUCAAACCGGCGAGGACCUGCUCUCCCCUGCGGAAGCGGCAGCCGCCAUGUUGGAUCGACCAAUUGAGCCGAUGCCACAACGAACGGACUAUUACCCAAGCAUGCAGGGCGACUUUCUGGCGGGUACUAUGCAUACAUGAAGCCCCAGUAUACAUGCAGCAGUUGUUCGCUUGUUUUGCAGAAUUUUGUUCGUGCUAGCAGUUUUAUUGGACAAGAAUGAAGUAGAGUUUGACCGAGAUUGGAGAAUAAAAGAAAACGCAAACAUGUUCUUACCGACCACAGGUGCCCACCCGACCCUAUUCCCGAGUCACCUCCACCGCCAAGAAGCAAAGCAAGAUGCAUCAACAAAAAGCGCAGAGAAGGAUGACGCCGAGCAAACCUCCGGCGCCAUUGAAAGACUGAAGGCCGAGGCGCGCGCGAAGGAGCACCAGCUAGAGGAGCAGAUGCACUCUUUGGAGGCGGAAAGGGAGGAAAGUCAGCGGAUUCAAAACGAGCAGAAGCGUGAGCUGGCGGAAGCCCAAAACGCGGUCGAGGAGUUGCACCGACAAAAUGUGGAACUGCAGCAGGGCGCAACAAGUAGAACACGAGCACCCAUGUCAACAACGUCAGUAUCAUCUCCCUCGAAGCUAACCAGUAUGAGUUUAGUGGAAAAGAGCAGAGCGGAGAUGAUGACCUCUACUUCUGCUCUGCAGUCUGCCCGGGAAGGUCUCACCUACGACAAUACCAACGAGCAGAUGUUCCUCCAACAGGCGUCCGCGAUGAUGCGCACCGCGGGGAAGUACACGCUUGUCGAGAAGUCCUCGGUGAUCAGCAAGGAACAGUGCGACAUUCCGGUGGACAACCGGGCCACCUGUUUGGAGGACGUGAUGUUCGACGCCCACACGCUGCGGAAGGAGGUCCGACUAUCGACAGCGCCGCACGGGUGUAACUGGUUCCGGUCGAAAUCUAGCAAAAAGCACGGCCCGAUCGUGUUUUGGAACGAUUUCAACCCGGACGCGCAGGAGUUGGAGGUCACAGCGAAAGAAUCGCACCCCAUGAUGCAGAUGCACGGCGGCCCGGUGUGCGUCAACAACGAGGACAGGAGGAAGAGUAGUGACCUGUCAAGGUUCAACACUCCGCGGAGUAGCGAAGAUUUGAACGGCAGGAAGAUGAAUGGCGGACAAAUAAACCAGGCCUACAGCAAUGAUUUGUACCAGAUGACAUCAAAUCCUGCUGGUUCCACUUCCAACGCCCUGUAUCGCGAUGAACAAAUCGAUCCCAGAUCAACCGCCAAUCAGAACAUGCAGAUGCUGCAAAUGCAGGAUCAGCAACAGCAGGGUCUUUUGGAAAAUCCACAACAAGGACAACUACUCCAGGGCGGAGUUGUGGCCGCACCAGGGCAAGAACUGCAACAGGCCACGUCCUUCACGGGAUCCGCGCCGCCGGGAGCUGGUAGUCAAGACGGGUCAUCAUUUUUCGGGUCCACAGAACAAACAGCAGCAUUUCAGCGCCCUUCGGAACAACUAGUACAGCAGGCCGCUCCUGAUGGUCGACUGACGACGCAAGAACAGUUCGUAGGGCAGGGGCAGGAGAUGAUGCAAACAUUUGAACAAGAACCCUCGCAGAUGAUGAUCAUGCAGCAGCAGCAGCAGCAGCAGCUGCAGCCCGGGCAAGUGAUGAUGCAACAGGUGCCAAUUGUGCAGCAGCAACCACAGGGAAUCAUCUAUCCGAUGUAA
Messenger RNA from Amoebophrya sp. A120, 4318 nucleotides. The record is from the annotation of a GenBank genome assembly. Lineage: Eukaryota; Dinophyceae; Syndiniales; Amoebophryaceae.